Molecule: messenger RNA, 2111 nt
Organism: Vollenhovia emeryi
Lineage: Eukaryota; Metazoa; Arthropoda; Insecta; Hymenoptera; Formicidae
Gene: Syx7
Product: syntaxin-7
Exons: 6
Coding region: 473-1300 (275 amino acids)
Biological process (GO): intracellular protein transport; vesicle fusion; vesicle-mediated transport
Cellular component (GO): synaptic vesicle; membrane; endomembrane system
Molecular function (GO): SNARE binding; SNAP receptor activity
Source: RefSeq, a predicted model, not a curated record
GGCAAUCGCCUCGUCGAGCUUUGCGUCGCUCGUAGCGGAUCUCGCGACACCAUCCGACCCGAUACAGUCCGUCGCGGCGAUUCUCGUUUGAGGAGCUCGUACUAUCUCGCCGUCGAAACGACGCCGCGGGAAGCUGUCGGCGCGACUGGCCAAAGGAUUCGCACGAGAAACGCGCGGCCGUGGCCGUGUCAUGGGCCACCGAGAAGCGAGGCCUGUUGCUACGCCAGCUUCGUGACUCAUCGCGCGAGCGAUCGACCCACUUGUCACCGUUGCCUGUGACAAGUGCGUACACGCGCGCGCCAGGUGACAGCGAUCUAUCUCUCUCUCUCUUCCUCUCACGAGUCUCGUCGCCUUCGACGCGAUCGGCGUGUUUCCGAUCGCGAGCCCUCGUCAUCGGCGCCGUGUCGCGGAGAAGCACCGAGGAGCGAUCGUUACGUCCUAACUGCUGGUAGCGUCGGCCGACAGCCCGGAGAUGGACGCCGGAUUCUCGUCGUAUCACAACGGCGGCCCCACGCGGGAGCAGGACUUCGGCAGGUUGUCCCAAUCGAUUGGCACCUCGAUACUCAAGAUAUCGCAAAAUGUGUCUUCCAUGCAGAAGAUGGUCAAUCAGCUGGGCAGCUCCACCGAUUCUCAGGAACUCAGGAAUCAGCUGCAUCAGAUACAGCACUACACGCAGCAGCUGGCGAAGGACACCAGCGUUCACCUCCGAGAUUUGGCCAUGCUGGCGAAUAACUCGGGCUCCACGAGCCCUGGCGAGCAGAGGCAGCGGAAAAUGCAAAGGGAGCGCCUUCAAGACGAAUUUACCAGCGCGCUGAACUCUUUUCAAGCCGUGCAAAGACUAGCUGCCUCCAAGGAGAAGGAAAUGGUUAGGAGGGCUAAGGCUAGUGCAGGUAUCGCGCCAUUCGGAGAGAAGAAGCAGGAUACGCUCAUCGAGCUGCAAGAUAGCAGAACGUAUGGGAGCGAUCAUGCGAAGCAGCAGCAGGACCAGCUGCAGGAGCAGAUGAAUUUACGAAUGCUGGAAGAGCAGGAAGCUAGUAUAAAACAGUUGGAGAGUAACAUUAACGAUAUCAACCAGAUAUUCAAGGAUCUUGGAGCUUUGGUAUACGAUCAGGGAGAAGUGAUUGAUUCUAUAGAAGCAUCGGUCGAGAGAACCGAGGUGUCUGUCAACGAAGGCGUGUCUCAAGUGAGGCAAGCGAGCAUGUACCAGACCAAGUUGCGCAAGAAGAAGUGUAUUCUCAUAGUGAUCGCGGUAGUCAUAUUGUCGAUUUUGAUUGGUAUCAUAGUUUGGCAAAGUAAGUAAAGAAGAAAAAGAGAGGGAAAACGUAAGGUGCAUAUAUGCCAGAGUGUACAGCACAGUAUGUGUAGUGCUACAAAAGACGGCGGCCCGUAAACGAUUGCAGAAUUGCGGGUCGGUAAGAUUUCUAGUGACGUUUCUGUCCAGUCUCGAUUGUUUCAAAACCACGCAAAGGGCUAGCGUUGUCGUAGAGAUGUGAGAGAGUGGAGAAACGCGCUGAAUCUUGCGAAUUCAAUCCAUCUAAUUGUGAUAAUCGUAGGUGCGAGCUCUGAUUUGCGAAUAACAUUCUCAACGGCAUGUCUAGGGGGGAGAGAGAUUGCCGCAGUCCAUUUGUACGUUUCAAUACUCAUAAACUAUCAGCGUAUAACGAUCAACCAUAUAUAAUAUAUACAUGCAUAUAUAAUUUAGAUAACGCGAUUAUGUAUAACAGAGCUAAAUACGUAUGAACGUGCGCGUGUGCUGUGUAGGAUGCUUGUAUAUGGUAAAGUAACGGAGGUCCUUGUUAUCUGCAAUGCAACUGUAUGUGCCUGUAAAAUAUCUUAAGAGACUAUUCCUAACGGAAACUUGGAGGCGAAUGUCUGAGAGAGCAUCGUAGUACUUUAAAGAUACGUAAAGGGAUUGAUAUAAGUUAAUGUAUUAUAUUUAGUUUAGGGAUGUCGAUUUUUGUUUUAAACAAUAUACAAUAAACAGUAUGUAUACAUAAAAAGACUGGCAAGAGCAAGCUUCGGCUCUAAUUAUUCUUACCAUACAAAUCUCGAAAUAUAUACAAUUGAUAGAGAAAAUUUACGCUUUUGAUGGAGGCGCUUGGGCGUGUAUA